AUGCCGUUGAUGUUAAUAAUUAUGAAAGAAGUCAUUCACUUUUAUAAUCAGUCAGCAAAAAGGAAUGCUGUUCUAACUGAACACGUAGGAGGGCAACUAGUGAGCCUCUGUGAAACUAGGUGGGUAGAUAGACAUGAUGCAGUAAUUUUAUUUUUUUGUGCAUUGCCAGAAAUUGUCGAUUCAUUUACAGAGAUAAGCGAAUGGAAAGAGUCCGAGUCAGCCAAAAAGGCCGUGUUGUAUAUCAACUCAAUAACAAGCACUGAAUUCAUUUUUUCUUGCGUUUGUCUGGUAGAUAUUCUGAAAAGGACCCUUCCCCUAAGCAAGUUAUUGCAAAAACCAAACUUAGACUUGAACAAGGCUUCCAAUGCAGUGACAGACACACUGACAUGUCUGAAGGAUAGGAGACGAAAUUGUGAUGAUCAUUUCACAGAGUUAUACUUGGAAGCUCUAACUACCUCUGAAAAGCUGGGUGUGCAGCUCAAAAUGCCCAGAGUAGUGAAAAGCCAAAGGCAUAGAGAAAACUACGAAGCAGAGACAGGGAUGGAAUAUUAUAGAAUGUCCAUGUAUAUACCACUUCUCGACAAUGUCAUCACUGAUCUACAAACCAGGUUCUCCGAAGAAAACCUAUUGUGCUUUGACCUCAACCUUUUAAUGCCUGCAAAUAUGUUGAACACCAAUGUCAGCGAAAAAUGCUUGGAGUUGAACGUGAGGCUGCAGAAAGUUUGCCAGAACUUUAAAACUCUUUUGGCCAGUGAUUCUGAAGUUGUACUGGAAGGAGAGUUAAGCAUUUGGAUAGCGAAGUGGUCAAGGGAGAAAGAAGAAGGAAUAAAAAUUCCAAACUGUGCCAUAGAAGUACUCAAAUGCUGCGAUGGAGAUAUGUUUCCAACUGUACGAACACUUCUACAAAUACUUAUCACACUACCAGUAAGUGUUGCAAGUGUUGAAAGGUCAUUCAGCAGCCUUAAGCUCGUUAAAUCCUGGCUACGGACAAGAAUGGUUGAAGAGAGGUUGAAUGGAUUGUGCCUUUUAUACAUACAUCGUGAUAUUGAGCUGAAUGUUGAGAACGUAAUUGAGCGUUAUGCUAAAGGAGGAAAAAGAAGGCUGGACUUUAUUGUUUAA
Diabrotica virgifera virgifera (western corn rootworm) is the source of this 1119-nucleotide messenger RNA. Its product is annotated as 52 kDa repressor of the inhibitor of the protein kinase-like. Gene Ontology annotation, molecular function: protein dimerization activity. The coding region runs from base 1 to 1119 and encodes 372 amino acids. The transcript has a single exon. NCBI's taxonomy places the organism in Eukaryota, Metazoa, Arthropoda, Insecta, Coleoptera, Chrysomelidae. The record is from RefSeq and is a predicted model, not a curated record.